AUUCUUUGCAUACAUUGAUGUAGAAUAUUGGAUUAUUUACUCUUUUUGGAUUUCAACCCUAUUUCGCAGUGACUGUGAAAUUAAACAGGCUAAGGACCCGUUUUGUGUCAGGAUGGGAGACAAAGGAUUUUCAGCGGUUCCUCUGAUCUUCUACUUCGUUUGCUUUAUUCUGACGCUGCAUAUCGUGCACGGAGACCUGCGUUAUUCUAUUCCUGAGGAAAUGAGAAGAGGCUCAGUUAUUGGUAAUAUAGCGAAGGAUCUCGGUGUUGAUUUGAGGACCUUGUCUUCCCGAAAGGCCCGUGCUGAUUUUGAGGGGACACAAAAACGGUACUGUGAAAUUAAUCUGACCACCGGAGAUUUGGUCACAUCAGAGAGAAUCGACAGAGAAAGCCUUUGUGGCAAGAAACCAUCGUGCGUUUUGAAAGUAGAUGUGGUGUUAGAAAACCCACUGGAGCUUCAUCGUGCUAUUCUGAAUAUACAAGAUGUAAAUGAUAAUUCGCCAAAAUUUAGAGAAAAUGUGAUUGAGGUGGAAAUACGCGAGUCAGCUGACAAGGGUAAUCGUUUCUCUAUGGAGGAGGCCCAUGACGCAGAUAUAGGUCAAAAUGCGGUUCAAAGGUACAGCCUGCAAAAUAACAACAACUUUAUUCUCGCUGUUGAUAGUAACAAGGUUGAACUUGUGUUAGAGAAUACACUUGAUCGAGAGAAAGAAAAAGAGAUGAAUUUGCUUCUGACAGCUUCGGAUGGUGGUUCUCCUCAGAGAUCAGGUUCCGUAGUCAUACACGUCACUGUGCUGGAUGCUAAUGAUAACGCCCCAGUUUUUAGCCAGGCCGUUUAUGAAGCCAGUCUGCCUGAAAACUCUCCUCCUGAUACUCUAGUGAUUACUGUCAGUGCUACUGACGCAGAUGAAGGAAUAAAUGGGGAUGUGACAUAUCAAUUUGGUCACAUGUCUGACGACGAAAUAAAUACAUUCACUAUUGAUUCCAAAACUGGAAGAAUUAAAGUAAAUCGUUUGAUUGAUUUUGAAGAAACAAGUUUGGUUGAAAUGAGAGUGCAAGCUAAAGAUGGUUUAGGACUAACAUCAUAUGCUCAAGUUAUAAUAGAUGUUACUGAUCUGAAUGACAAUGCUCCAGUUAUAUACCUGAAGUCACUGACUAACCCGAUUCCCGAGAACGCGUCACCUGGUACAGAGGUGGGCAUCAUUAACGUACAGGACAGAGACUCAGAGAAAAACAAACAGGUCCACUGCUCAAUUCAGCAAAAUGUCCCCUUUAAGUUAGUUCCUUCUAUUAAAAACUAUUAUUCUAUGGUGACCACAGGACAACUGGACCGUGAACUAGUGUCUGAUUACAACGUUACAAUCAGUGCCACUGACGAGGGCUCUCCACCUCUGUCCUCCUCUAAAACUGUUCAGUUAUCUGUAGCUGACAUCAACGACAACCCACCUGUGUUUGAGGAACAGUCCUACAGCGCAUAUGUGACUGAAAAUAACAAACCUGGCUCCACUUUAUGUUCCGUUACUGCUCGAGACCCCGACUGGAGACAAAACGGUACAGUGAUUUAUUCUCUGUUACCUGGUGAGGUGAACGGUGCCCCGGUGUCCUCCUAUGUGUCAGUGAACGGAGACACGGGGGUGAUCCACGCUGUGAGGUCGUUUGAUUAUGAACAGUUGAGGAACUUUAAAGUCCAGGUGAUGGCCAGAGACAACGGUUCUCCUCCGCUCAGCAGUAACGUGACCGUCAGUGUCUUCAUAUCUGAUGUGAACGACAACUCUCCUCAGAUACUGUAUCCUGCCCUCGAGGGCAACUCCUUCAUGACUGAGCUGGUCCCCAAAGCUGCACACGGAGGCUCUCUGGUGUCCAAAGUGAUAGCAGUGGACGCGGACUCUGGACAGAACGCCUGGCUGUCCUAUCAUAUAGUUACAUCGACUGACUCGGGACUUUUCACAAUUGGUGUCCACAGUGGAGAGAUCAGGACACAGCGGGACAUUUCAGAAUCUGACAGCAUGAAACAGAACCUUAUUGUUGCGGUGAAAGAUAACGGACAGCCCUCUCUCUCUGCCACCUGCUCCAUGUAUUUAAUUAUAUCUGAUAACUUGGCUGAGGUGACAGAACUUAAGGACAUUUCUUAUGAUGAGAAGAAUUCCAAACUGACCUCUUAUCUGAUCAUCGCGCUGGUUUCUGUGUCCACUUUUUUCUUGACCUUCAUCAUCAUUAUUAUGGGUGUGAGGUUUUGUCGCAGGAGAAAGCCCAGACUGUUGUUUGACGGAGCAGUCGCCAUCCCCAGCGCUUAUCUCCCUCCUAAUUACGCAGAUGUUGACGGCACAGGAACUUUACGCAGCAAUUACAAUUAUGACGCCUACCUGACAACAGGAUCUAGAACCAGUGACUUUAAGUUUGUGACAUCUUACAACGACAACACACUGCCUGCUGACCAGACUCUGAGGAAAAGUCCCAGUGACUUUGCUGAUGUGUUUGGAGACUGUGAUGAUUCUCCUGAGGUAGGGACAAGUGAACCAUUACACUAUUUUCAUGGCCAUAAUGAUCGUUAAGCGAAAACCAUGUGGAAUUUUUGCUUUUGUCCCCUCUUUAUUAUGAAAGCAAUAUGCAAUGUUUCAAUUGAUCAAAUCAUAUAUUUUCAUUAACUAAUGCAGCCUUUAAGCUGGAGUAUUUUGUCCCUAGAAGGUGCACCUUUGUUAUGAUUUGUGGCACAUGGUCAAUUAUACUUCUUGCUUUGAGUUUCCUUUUGUUUCUGUUUUAACUUCUAAGUUCAUAGAAGAGUUUGUCUUAAAUAAUCUAUAAUAGUACACACAUACUUAACAUUUACGACAAGAGAGAUAUUCUUACUUAUUGUUUUGUCUUUUAAAAGAGAGUUUAUGCAACAUUGAUGACUGUAAUUUUAACUAGAGCUUUUGUGUAUCUGUCCUAUACUGAACCCACAUUUUGCUCUUGCGUUUUUAUUUAUUUUUAACGCAUUUGGAUAAUGUGAUCACAGUCCUGGGUAACACGAGCAUGUCUUCUACAUGCCUCUUACAUAUUCACAUAUUCAAAAAAAAACACCCUUUGGGCAAAAUCACUUGAUUACUUAAUUCAGCAUAUUUCAUCAGGCUUCAUUUUGUUUGGUGGUAUCUUUUAAACUUACGUAAGAAAGUUCCUUCGUUAUACUUUCUUCAUUGUUGUCAUACAGAGAGCAUUGAGAUUUGAUUAUGUUUGUUUCUUCAUUAAUACCCCAUUUGUCAUAUUGAUGACCUUUGUCUUUAUAAUCGAAUUGCAGUCCGUUGUUGUUGUUGUUGUUGUUGUCCCUAUCCAUGGUGCUGGA
Messenger RNA from Solea senegalensis (Senegalese sole), 3315 nucleotides. Its product is annotated as protocadherin gamma-A11-like. Lineage: Eukaryota; Metazoa; Chordata; Actinopteri; Pleuronectiformes; Soleidae. The coding region runs from base 113 to 2548 and encodes 811 amino acids. Gene Ontology annotation, biological process: homophilic cell-cell adhesion. The transcript has 2 exons. Gene Ontology annotation, cellular component: plasma membrane. The record is from RefSeq and is a predicted model, not a curated record. Gene Ontology annotation, molecular function: calcium ion binding.